Molecule: messenger RNA, 3609 nt
Organism: Dermatophagoides pteronyssinus (European house dust mite)
Lineage: Eukaryota; Metazoa; Arthropoda; Arachnida; Sarcoptiformes; Pyroglyphidae
Gene: Nup133
Product: nuclear pore complex protein Nup133
Biological process (GO): protein import into nucleus; poly(A)+ mRNA export from nucleus; transcription-dependent tethering of RNA polymerase II gene DNA at nuclear periphery
Cellular component (GO): nuclear pore outer ring
Molecular function (GO): protein binding; structural constituent of nuclear pore
Source: RefSeq, a predicted model, not a curated record
CAGUUUUUUUGUCUUGACAAGCAUGCUUUUAAUUGAUUCUAAAUUAAAAACAUUUUCAACUUUAAGUUUGACAAUUAAUAAAUAUGACAUCGAAAUCACAGAUAAAUAUUUCAAAUAGUUUUUAUGGUAAUUCAACGUCAUCAUUGAUGGUCAAAGAAUUUCCAUCAAAACUUCCAUAUCGUAUUAUUGAAGCUUUUUCGACAUCAAAUUUAACAUCAAAAAAUUUGACUGCACGAAUUUCUCACGAUGGCUGGGCUUGGUUCGUUGUUGGACGUAAAUUAUUCAUUUGGCGAUAUCUGGACGAUGUGGUUGCCAAUAAACCGAAAGCCACCAAAUGUUAUGAAUUACUAUUACCAGCUAGUGAUAUUGCUCACAAAGCCGAACUAGUUUGUGUAUCUAAUUCGAUGACCCAAUAUCAACAACAGCAACAUAGUCGUUUUCCUAGUGCUAUCGCUGUAAGCCCUGAAGGUUCAAUCCGAUAUUGGCCGAAUAUAUUUCAAGAAAAUAAUGUUUAUGAUACGGUCGUUGGUGCCGAUUUGAACGGUCAAGAAUGUCAGAUUUUGUUAGAUAUUUGUCCACUUGGAUGUGUACUAGGUACGACUACAAAUUCAUUAGCUCAUAUUUAUAUUGAUGAUCGAACACGUCAAGAACCAAAUCAAUCACCAAUUGUAUGCCGCACGUUGAAAGUUCCACAAGGUUUAUUCUCUGGAAUCGGUCGAAAAUUUAGCUCAUUCAUUUAUGGAUCUUUACCAACUGCAAAUUAUUCUGCUGAAUCCCGCCAAAUUUUACGCAUUAUUCGUAAUAAACCAGUAGAUGAUAAUGAUGAUGUUUUACCAGUUUUCAUUCUAGCUUUGCACAAUUGUUCCAUUCAAAAAUGGAUUAUUGAAGAUUAUGAUGGUGAAAAUUUUUGCGGUCGAAUUGAUUUAGAAAAACAUCUAAAAGAAGCUUUCAUCACAAAAUUUUGGGAUCGUACAACAACACAUCAUAAUCAGAUUUCCAUUUGGAUCAUGGAUAUUGCAUUGAAUCGAUUUAAUGAGAUAAUUUUGUUGGUCAUGUGUAACAAUUCCGAUGUGCCAAAUGAUAAUCAUUUUGCUUUAUUUUCAUUAAUACCGGAUCUAUUUCCUUUGGAUGGAUCGUCUCUUGAUUCUCAAAACUCCAUUUCACUUAUAAAAUCUGCUCGAUAUUUGACCGAUAUUUGUUUAUCAAGUAAUGAACUUUUCCCACAAACACGUUCAACAUCAGCAUCUUUGUCACAAAAUCGUCCAUUUAAUCUUAUUACAAUGAAGCAUUCACAAGUUUGCUAUAUUUUUAAUUCAAAUUGUAUUUAUAAGGUCAAUCUCAACAAUCAAGAUCGCAGUGAAAAAAUUGAUUUCGAAUCCACGAAUGACUUUAUAUUCGGCGCAACUGUAAUUGAUCAAAAUCUUCUAUUAUUGACUUUUAAAAAUGGAUUCCUAUCCGUUGAAUGUCGAACAACAGAUUUGAUUGCUUCAAAACAAUUAUCAGCAUCAGAUCGAGAAUUUAUACAAUCUAAUCAAACAGAUAAAUUAUCUCUACUAAAGCGAGCAUUACAAUUUUUUAUGAAAGAUGAUAAAACGCAUGCUGAACUACUUGUACAUGAAAUGUUUCCGUUCAUUCGAUCACAACCAGCAACCGAAUUGAAGCAACCAACAAAUACAAUGGAAUUAGAUGCGACUGUUUGUGCACUUAGUACCGAUAUCUGUGACCAAAUACCACACGCCGAUCCAAGAUGGUCAACUUUUAUUGAUGCUGAAAAUUGUUUGGAUAUUCAGCAUCCUAAUCAACAACAACAUCAAGAAACUCAUGGUUCCGUGAUCAUUGGAACGCAAUUAGAAGAAAAAAUGUUGACACAUAAUUCAUUCAUAGAAUUGCUUAAAAGAACAGGCAUUUGGGAUUCAUUAACAUCAUUGACAAAUUUUAAAUCUAUUUUUCCAACUAAAUUGAUUCUUUGUGAACAUUCAGAAAAAUUGCUAGUCUGUAUGGCACUUUGGAAAUUGCAUUCACAUUAUGGUAUUAUUCUUGUGAAUGCGAUUAAAAAAGUUUUGGAAAAAAGAAAAAAUGCCGGAAUGAUGAAAGGAUUCGAAUCACAUAGUCAUCUAACUAAUCAAGAUUUAUUCUAUCGUGAAGUUACCAAAGUAGAUGAAUUAUUCUGGCAACUCAUCGAAAUGGAAGAAACACAAUCCCAAAUCGAGCAUACAUAUGAUGAAAGAUUAAUCAUUUCCAUUACGGAUAUAAUGACUACAGUGUUCGCUGAAGUAUGUCGAUAUCGACAAAUUAAUGGUGUCAUUUAUCAAACGGCAGUAGUCGCCGAUUGUGAUUAUGUACCAUGGUCAUCUGAACAACGAAUAACCGGUGUUCGAGAUGUAUGGAUCAAACAAUUCGAUUUAAUCAUUCGAUGUUUCCGAGUCGAUGCUCAAUGUCAUAUGAUUGGUGAUGAAGAUAAAUGGAUUUUAGUUGGACAAAAGCUUGCCGAUUUAGCCGAUAUUAUUCUUGAUAGUUUUGUUUGUCAACUUCGUUACCUUAAUCCAGCAAACGAGAAAUUCGCUACACUACGUCGAGCUUUUGAAAUGACUCGAUAUAAAUGUCUUGAGCCAUUGCUUCGAAUAAAACAACAUGAUCGUGCGGCUGAAUUAGCUGAAAAAUAUGAAGAUUUUGAUAUACUUAUUAAACUGUGUGAAGCAUUAGAUAAUCAAGAACAGCUUAAACAUUAUUCACAACGUUUUGCCGAAAAAGGAUUUGCCGAAUAUCUAUUUGAAUGGUAUUUGAAAGAAGGCAAACAAGGUAAAAUGUUAUCAUCAUCGACGACAGCUAAUAAUCAGAAAUUGGAUGCUUUUCUAUCCAAUCAUGAUUCAUUAAAAUGGUUACAUCAAUUGCAUUCACGUCGAUAUAAAGAUGCUAGUUCAACAUUGAAAAAACUUGGUUUAUUAGAAGAAAAUUGUGUUGCAAGGCGUAAAACUAUGCUUAGCAUCGGUAAAUUAGCAUUGAUUACCAGUGGUGAUACAAACUAUUCAGAUUUUGAUGAUCAACUUCGAUUUCUUCAAUAUCAAUCCGAUCUUUCGGAUUCUUUGUUACGAAAAAACGAUCUUGAUCGUAAAACAAUGCCCGUUUUGUCACCCAAACAAUUGGUUGAUAUUUUGAUUUCAGGUGCCGAAGGUCCAAAUGAAGAUUUAAAAAAUUUUCAAAAAGCACUUGAAAUUGCUGAAAUUAUUGAACGUCGAUAUUCAAUCGAUCUACAUCGACAGAUUUUGUUUAAAAUUUGGCAAAAAGCAUUCGAAAAAGAUGAAUGGAGCGAAUAUUGUACCGAUAACUUGGAAUUGUUUAUUAAAAAAUCGUUUUUCUAUCAAUUGGCAAUCACUUAUUAUGGAGACGAAUCAAAAAAAUUGCCCGAUAUUGAAGCAUUGGCUGAAAAUUUUUCAUUGGUCAAAGAAAAUCAAAAAGCUGCUUAUUUCCUACGUGCCGCAUAUGAAAUGAUUCUAUAGAAUCAAGUAAUAAUAAUUAAAUUAUCAACAAUUAUUGAUUAUCAUUUCUUUUCCAAAGCACGGCAUUAUGUUCAUAAUUUUAUUGAAUGUGCCUUUAAAUCUAAUUUAGAAU